AUGCCUCCAAAACGCCGUGGCGCGGCCUCUGCGUCUACCGCGCAGUCCCAACCCAAGAAAACCCGACUUUCAAAACUCGCGAAAGAAAAUGACAUCACUGCGGAAGAAGAAACCGAGAUAAAGGAAGCUUUCCACUUGUUUGCUGUGAAAGACCUUCCCGCUGAUGUUGAAGAAGACUAUGCAUCUGAGAAGGAGGGGGUGAUCAAGACAGAAGACGUGCGACGGGCACUGAUCCUUUUGAUGGGAUCCAGAGCGCUUGGCCUGCCUCCCAACUCCCAGUCCGAGUUGAAUUCGAUGCUGUCCGCCGUCGACCCCUCACGCACCGGAUACGUCUGCUACGAACCUUUCCUCUCGGUCUGCGCGCUCAAACUGCACGCACGCUCCGACGACGCCCGUUCAGAAGAAGUCGAGCAUGCCUACCGUCUGUUUACGCGCGGCACAGAUGGGCCAAUUUUGCUAUCGCAUCUGCGGCGCGUUGCCAGGGAGUUGAAGGAAGAUGUGAGUGAAGAGCUCUUACGGGAUAUGAUCCGAGAAGCAAAUGGCGGGGAAGGAUUACAUGCAGGCGUGAAUGUCGAGCAGUUUGGGGAUGUUAUGACGCGAGCAGGUGUGUUUUAA
Molecule: messenger RNA, 615 nt
Organism: Uncinocarpus reesii 1704
Lineage: Eukaryota; Fungi; Ascomycota; Eurotiomycetes; Onygenales; Onygenaceae
Exons: 3
Coding region: 1-615 (204 amino acids)
Biological process (GO): spindle pole body duplication
Cellular component (GO): mitotic spindle pole body; half bridge of spindle pole body
Molecular function (GO): microtubule binding; calcium ion binding
Source: RefSeq, a predicted model, not a curated record